CCCGUGAGUUACACAUUUUAUUCAUCACCAUGUCUACAAACGGCCAGACAAUCAGCAGAGAGACGUGGGACUCCCACAACGCCAUGAUGCUGGAGCCUCUGGCCACCAACGACUCUGAGGUGUUCUCCAUCAUCAAGCAGGAGAAGCACCGGCAGACGUUCGGUCUGGAGCUGAUCGCUUCGGAGAACUUCGCCAGCCGAGCGGUUCUGGAGGCGCUGGGCUCCUGCAUGAACAACAAGUACUCUGAGGGAUACCCGGGACAGAGGUACUACGGCGGGACGGAGCACGUGGACCAGCUGGAGCUGCUGUGCCAGCGGCGCGCCCUGGAGGCGUACGGCCUGGACGCGGCGCGCUGGGGCGUCAACGUGCAGCCGUACUCUGGGUCCCCCGCUAACUUUGCGGUGUACACGGCGGUGGUGGAGCCCCACGGCCGCAUCAUGGGCCUCGACCUCCCUGACGGGGGCCACCUCACCCACGGCUUCAUGACGGACAAGAAGAAGAUCUCCGCCACCUCCAUCUUCUUUGAGUCCAUGCCCUACAAGGUGAACCCAGAGACAGGCUGGGUCGACUAUGACCGCCUCCAGGAGAACGCCCGCCUGUUCCACCCCAAGCUCAUCAUCGCAGGCACCAGCUGCCACUCCCGUAACCUUGACUACGCCCGCCUGAGGGCGAUCGCGGACGAGAACGGCGCCUACCUGAUGGCCGACAUGGCGCACAUCAGCGGGCUGGUGGCGGCCGGCGUGGUGCCCUCGCCCUUCGAGCACGCCGACAUCGUCUCCACGACGACGCACAAGACGCUGAGGGGCUGCCGCGCCGGGGUCAUCUUCUUCAGGAAGGGCGUGCGGAGCGUGGACGCCAAGGGGAAGGAGGUUCAGUACAACCUGGAGGCGCCAAUCAACCAGGCCGUGUUCCCGGGCCUCCAGGGCGGCCCGCACAACCACGCCAUCGCCGGCGUGGCGGUGGCGCUGAAGCAGGCCAUGACCCCGGAGUUCAGGGCCUACCAGCAGCAGGUGCUGGCCAACUGUAAGGCCAUGUCCAGCGCGCUGGUCGAAUACGGCUACAACAUCGUCACAGGCGGCUCGGACAACCACCUGAUCCUGCUGGACCUCCGCAACAAGGGCAGUGACGGAGGCCGGGCGGAGAAGGUUCUGGAGGCCUGUGCCAUCGCCUGCAACAAGAACACCUGUCCAGGCGAUAAGAGCGCCCUGCGUCCCAGCGGGCUGCGCUUCGGCUCCCCGGCGCUCACCUCCAGGGGCCUGGUGGAGGACGACUUCAGGGCGGUGGCGGCGUUCAUCCACAGAGGCCUGGAGCUGACGGUGGAGAUCCAGCGCAGCCUGGACCCCAAGGCUCCUCUGAAGGAGUUCAAGGAGGCGCUGGCGCAGCAGGAGAAGUUCCAGCAGCGCGUGGCGGAGAUCAAGAGCGAGGUGGAGGCCUUCGCUGGACGGUUCCCCAUGCCCGGGCUCCCUGAGCUGUAGAGGACAGCCCCCCCCCCUCUCUGAGCUGUAGAGGACAGCCCCCCCC
Molecule: messenger RNA, 1521 nt
Organism: Gadus macrocephalus (Pacific cod)
Lineage: Eukaryota; Metazoa; Chordata; Actinopteri; Gadiformes; Gadidae
Gene: shmt1
Product: serine hydroxymethyltransferase 1 (soluble)
Exons: 12
Coding region: 30-1475 (481 amino acids)
Biological process (GO): folic acid metabolic process; L-serine catabolic process; protein homotetramerization
Cellular component (GO): cytosol; cytoplasm; nucleus
Molecular function (GO): cobalt ion binding; serine binding; glycine hydroxymethyltransferase activity
Source: RefSeq, a predicted model, not a curated record